Archocentrus centrarchus (flier cichlid) is the source of this 929-nucleotide messenger RNA. Its product is annotated as CD48 antigen-like. Gene Ontology annotation, cellular component: membrane. NCBI's taxonomy places the organism in Eukaryota, Metazoa, Chordata, Actinopteri, Cichliformes, Cichlidae. The record is from RefSeq and is a predicted model, not a curated record. The coding region runs from base 133 to 879 and encodes 248 amino acids. The transcript has 8 exons.
CACAGCUGGACUUUUUUCCCCUUCGUCUUUUUCUACCACGUGUAUAUUAUUCGCAGUUUAAACAUCCUGCAGUUGCCACUAAUAUUAUAAGCCGCCUUUCAUUGUCACUCGUUUAUUUAUUCGUUUAAGAAGAUGCGGCUACCGCUGGGUUUGCUGGUCGUGUGCUCCGUGAGUGGAAUAGCAGAGACGGUCUACAUGUACAAGAAAGGAGGCGUAGCUGUGCUGUCACCAGGCCCCGUUUCCGGUCCCAUCACCAGCGUCACAUGGAAACACGGCGCGGACAUCGCUGUGGAGUGGUACGGAGAGCAACUGGACGAGUACAGAGACUUCAGAGGUCGCUGUGAGGUGAACCUCACCACUGGAGCUCUGAUGAUCUCAAACCUGAGUGUGAAGGACAGCGGCAGCUACACAGCAGUGAUUAACAACAGAGUCAUGGAAACGACUGAAAUCAAAGUCAUCACCGCCGUCCCCAAACCCACCAUCUCCACACACUGCAACCCUGAGGUGACUCAGUGCACUCUCACCUGUAACGCUAACAUACCUGAAACUGCAGGAUCCGUCACCUACUCCUGGAUGAUGGGCGACAUGGUGAAACCUCCUGCAACGAAGCAGCUCGACAUAACAAAGGACGAUACAGAGUCUGUUGGAAAACUGAUCAGCUGUCAGUUGGAAAAUCCAGUCAGCAGUGAACGCAGUGAUGACAUCAUGAGCCCGUUCACAAACGGGAGUUUAGGGGGCGUGAACACAGCAGCAGUGAUUGUGUUCAUUGUGUUCACUGUGUUGGUUGUGUUGGUUGCCCUCAUAACCCUGGCUGACUACUUGAUUUGGCGCAGAAAAAAUGUGAAAAUGCAGGUUGUUGUCAGUACUUGGCCUCGUUGAACACAAGGCGUUGGCUAAAUUGUGGGAGAACAGAGGAGGACAGCAGGAGG